UGGGCACGGGACAGUGGGUCUGGAACUUUCUUGUGUCGGUUGUGCUGCUGGAGCUCUUUUUAGGAAGGGGACCUGGUCUAAAACUCUUACCACAAGGCUGUGGAGGCUAGACUAGAACCUUCCUUUGGAAGAGAGCAAUGUUAGAUGUUUCCCUAAGAGGUUGGGCAGGGCUGGAGCAUUCCGGAGGAACCCUCAGUGCUGCAUCCAGAUUCUUAAGGGGUGGUUUGCUGGCACCUCAGCCCUACCCAGUCAUCGAAAUGGCAGCCACGCUGGACUUGAAAUCAAAGGAGGAGAAGGAUGCUGAGUUGGACAAGAGGAUCGAGGCUCUUCGUCGGAAGAAUGAGGCUCUCAUCCGGCGCUACCAGGAGAUUGAAGAGGACCGCAGGAAAGCUGAACUCGAGGGAGUGGCUGUGACAGCUCCCAGAAAGGGCCGCAUGGUGGAGAAGGAAAAUAUGGCAGUUGAGGAAAAGAGUCUAGGUCCUUCCCGCAGGUCUCCCGGGACCUCUCGGCCCUCAGGAGCCAGCAAGGGGAGCCGGACUCCCUUAAAACAGGGUGGCCGGGCAGGCAUGGGCCGGACAUCCCGAAACUGGGAGGACAGCUCUGGGGAGCAGCCUCGAGGAGGAGGUGGGGGCCGUGGCCGGAGGGGCCGUGGCCGGGGAUCCCCUCACCUCUCUGGAGCUGGAGAUGUCUCAACCUCUGACCGCAAAUCCAAGGAGUGGGAGGAGCGGCGCAGGCAGAACAUUGAGAAGAUGAAUGAGGAGAUGGAGAAGAUUGCAGAGUAUGAGCGCAACCAGCGGGAAGGGGUUCUUGAGCCAAACCCUGUGCGGAACUUCCUGGACGACCCUCGGAGACGUGGUGGGCCUCUGGAGGAGCCUGAGCGGGACCGCCGGGAGGGAAGCCGCCGGCAUGGACGCAACUGGGGUGGCCCUGACUUUGAGCGGGUGCGCUGUGGCCUCGAGCAUGAGCGGCAGGGCCGUAGGGCCGGCCUGGGUGGUGCUGGAGACAUGACGCUGUCCAUGACCGGCCGGGAGCGGUCAGAGUACCUGCGCUGGAAGCAGGAGAGAGACAAGAUCGACCAGGAGCGGCUGCAGAGACACCGCAAACCCACUGGCCAGUGGCGGCGGGAGUGGGAUGCUGAGAAGACAGAUGGCAUGUUUAAGGAUGGCCCCGCCCCUGGCCAUGAGCCAUCCCAUCGAUAUGAUGACCAGGCCUGGGCCCGCCCCCCCAAGCCCCCGACAUUUGGGGAGUUCUUAUCCCAGCACAAAGCUGAAGUCAGCAGCCACAGGAGAAGGAAGAACAGCCGACCCCGGGCCAAGGCAGUCCCUCGUGCCUACAGUGACCAUGAUGACCGCUGGGAGAUGAAAGAGGAAGCAGUGUCCCCAGCCUCUGAGGUCCCACAGCCUACUUCCCCCAAUGAGACUCCCACACAGCCACCUGAGACCCCCACCCCUGCCCACCGGCCUCCUGAGGAUGAGGGGGAGGAGGAUGACGGGGAGGAUGAUGAAGAGUGGGAGGAUGUGAGUGAGGAUGAGGAUGAGGAAGAUGAUGUUGAAGAGGAAGAAGAGGGUGAUGAAGAGGAAGAACCAGCCCAAGAUGACCAACCCCAAGAAGCUGACCCCACUGGGGACCCUACCAGUGAGCAGGCCAACAGCGGGCCCACCAGGCCCCAGGAGCCCCUGCCCCUUCCCCAGUCCCCUACCACACCUUCCAGCCCCUUCUCACCACCUGGUGGCCACCAGCCUGUGUCUGACUGGGGUGAAGAGAUGGAGCUGAAUUCUCCCCGGACUGCCCACCCGGCUGGCGUCCUCUUAUCGGGUGAGGCCUGGCCUUUUGGGAAUGCAUGAAGCUGGCUGGCUGUGUGCACGUGCUCCAGGGGUGUGGCUGGUGGCAGAGGUGGGAGCUUGGGGGCUGGGCCCCACAACCCUGGCAGCUGGGGAGGGCAGUUCGUGCCCUCUCAGUACUGUUGUGCCUCUGUCUCUGGAAUGCCUGCUCCAGAGCUUGCCCCAGGCCAUUCAGAGCCCUUUCCCCAAUAAAGAAUUCACAUCAUCACAUGACAUUCCCUCAAGUGUGUCCAUUAGCCCCUCUAACUCCCCUUACCUCCUCUCAGGAUGAGGAGGGAGAGGGGCUUAACUGGGCCUCCC
Molecule: messenger RNA, 2141 nt
Organism: Nycticebus coucang (slow loris)
Lineage: Eukaryota; Metazoa; Chordata; Mammalia; Primates; Lorisidae
Gene: CCDC9
Product: coiled-coil domain containing 9
Exons: 12
Coding region: 138-1844 (568 amino acids)
Source: RefSeq, a predicted model, not a curated record